Oxyura jamaicensis (ruddy duck) is the source of this 2004-nucleotide messenger RNA. It is a transcript of the gene HSBP1L1, whose product is annotated as heat shock factor binding protein 1 like 1. Gene Ontology annotation, cellular component: cytosol; nucleus. NCBI's taxonomy places the organism in Eukaryota, Metazoa, Chordata, Aves, Anseriformes, Anatidae. The record is from RefSeq and is a predicted model, not a curated record. Gene Ontology annotation, biological process: cellular heat acclimation. Gene Ontology annotation, molecular function: transcription corepressor activity. The transcript has 4 exons. The coding region runs from base 91 to 330 and encodes 79 amino acids.
AGCUGGCUGAGAGACACCGACACGGCCCGGCCCGGCCCCGGCGCCUCACCUGCCUGGGGAGGCGGGCAGCGGGGCGCGGCACCGGGAGCCAUGGCGGCCGCUGAGCCGCCGGGCGCGGGGGACCUCCCGCAGCUGGCGGAAAGUCUGCUGUGUCAGCUGCAGGAGAAUUUUCAAGCUCUGACUGAAAAGAUAACGCUGAGAAUGGAAGAAAUGGGCGAGCGCAUUGAUGACCUCGAGAAGCAUGUUGCUGACCUAAUGACAGAGGCUGGGAUAGAGAAUACCGAUGAAGAGUCAAGAGUAAAGAAACUUUACUUUUCCUCACUGAAAUGAGGAUGCGAUCAAGAAAGAUAAAGGGAGAACAGCACUGCACUGAACCUGGGAAUGUGUCAUUGCUUGCAAUCAAUCACAAAAAGUAUCAGUGAAAACUGCACUUGCACCAUGCCAUGACAGAAGCUGGGUUUAUUCAUCCGAACCGUACUUCCUGUAAUGGGGAAUGAACCACUAGUUUCAGGGGAGGCAAAAGCAAUAUUAUGGAUAGAAAACUAUCCUAUACAGCAAGCUUACCAGUCACAAACCUUUUCAAUGUAGAAAGUGUAUUUCAUUUAAUAUUAAUAUUAAAAUUUUCAUCAUAUUUCUUUGUUGCUUUUUUAAGUGUUCUCAGAAUAAUAAGAUCCUUCUACGACCAUACUUUUCCGCUUACAUGUGCCAUAUUGAUGCUCAAAUUCUUCACAUUAGAAAAUGCACCCAGAUGUACCAAAGCUGCCAUCCACCAGACUAGUUUGUUGAAAUGGUUUAUAAUCUGAGUACCAAAAUAUUUAUGGCCUAACCAUAUUACAACAUCUUGCUAAAUCAAUCACACGGAUUGAGAUCACACUGUAGAUCAGCCUUGCGAUCACUGGGAAGACAAAGUAUAAAACCUCUAUCUCUAUGGGUAAGCCUGUAAGCAACUGGCAAUAGAAAAUAUGUAACCAAGUCAUUAAUGAAUCGUGUGCACUUAGAGUAAAUUUUCCGUUUAGGUUCAUGGAAGCAACUCUAAGAAUAACUAGACUUAAUUCCAUUAUUUAACAUUGUGUACUAAACUAGUUUGAUAAAGCCUUUGAAAUAGUUUGAAUAGUAUUUACUUUUUUGUCGAGAAUGGAGAGCAGAAAUAGAAAUUCUGUUUUGAACACUUCAUCUUGUGACAAACUGGAUUCAAAAUACACAUACCUCAUUUCUUGCACAGUCUGGCUUGCUUUUCAUUAAUUCUCUAAAUAUUCAUGUAUCAGUUUAAAAAAAUAAACAAAAACCAAUAACAAAAAGCAAAUAAACUAACAGUGACUCCAUUACUGUGAAACAGAAGUUACCAGAAACGUGUAUGGAAACUUCAAAAGCCAUACCACAGUGGAAUCCAAUCCAAGUUUCAUGAGUAUAUAAACACAUCGCUCUACCAUUAGACAAAUUCAGCUCACUGUAGAGAAAGCACAGCUCAUCUUUUCUUCAAGCGUCGACUAUGCAACCAGCUCCAGAACUGCAAUUACCCUUUGGAACAGGAUCGACUAUGACAUAUUUCAAAUGACUAGCAUACAUAAUCACCAUGAAAAAGACAUUCAACCAUCAUAACUUUAUUAAGUUGAUUGAGGGGUGGGGAAUCACUGAAGAAGAUGUUUUUAUUUAGCUUUGUUAAAUAUUAACAAAUGCACCUUAGUAUAUUCCCUUUUGUUACUAGAUACAAAAGACCAAGAUGCUAUGCAAGAAAAUCCACAAAAUAAGUGACAAGCCUUUAUCUUCAAGAUUAUGAUUUUGCAUCCAAUUACAUUUGUUUUCAUUCUCAACUUUAAAGAACAUUAAGGCAAAUCAGUGGACCUCAUUUUAUUCCUCUUAAAAAAAGCUAUACUAUAAUUUUCCCGGGUACUUAUGUAAUAAAAGCAAGCAAAGACAGUUGAAAUGUUUUUCUACAAACAGGCUUUUUGUGUACAAAAAUGCAUCAUACCAAAAGGUCAACACAGAGUAAAAGUCAAAAAAAAA